Adineta steineri is the source of this 2256-nucleotide messenger RNA. The record is from the annotation of a GenBank genome assembly. NCBI's taxonomy places the organism in Eukaryota, Metazoa, Rotifera, Eurotatoria, Adinetida, Adinetidae.
AUGUCAUCAUCAUUAUCACAUUCACUUGGUUCUACGAGAGCUGUAACUGGUCUUGAUGAUUCAUUAUUUUCACCAAUUCAAAUAGAUAAUCUGCAAUAUUAUUAUAAUCAAUCAUCUGAAUCUGCCUCACAUUCAUCAGAUUAUGAUGAGGAUGUUGGAUAUAGUGAUGAAGUGGAAACAUCAGAUGAACAAGUACCCAUAUCUGCAUUAUACGAAGCUAAUGAUGCUCUUAUGAAUGUACUUAAAGCACAUAUUGAAUUGAUGGCAUCAACACAUCGUUAUAUUAAUCGGAAGAAAAAAAAUGAUUAUAAAAACUCACAGAAACAUGUUAUAAACGAUAAUAACAAUCAUCACUCAAAACAAGGUUUUAUUAUUGAUAAUCAAACACAACAUCACGAUACAAAAUUCAUAAAACGAACAAGAUCAAUACCCAAUGUAAAUUCGUCUCCCGAAAGAAAUACAUAUGAACUAUAUGAAGAAAUAAAUACAAUUAUUGAUAAAACAAAAUUUCCGAUAUCAAUUAUGGAAAAAUUUGUUCGACAAAAUCCACUUCUUUCACCUCCAUCACAUUCCUCUUCAACAUCAAAUCCUAGUGAAAUGGGUGUAACAAAUCUUAUAUCAACACCAUUAUCACCUCCAUCAAUCACAUCACCAACAACGUCUUAUUCUCCUCCUCCACUUCCACGAGAUCUUACAUCACCUCGUCUAUCUGAAACAGCUGAAGUAACUGUCUAUCCAUCGUCUGUUAGUUUAAAAGGUCUUCUUUCUUAUCAAGAUGUGAUGAAUGCUAUUGAACGUGAAUUUCAUUUACAUGAAGGACAAGAACGUGAAAUUAUUAUGAAAUUAUGGUUAAAAGGACAAACAAUGAUAUCGAUUUUACAACGAUAUAGACAUUUAUUACAAGAUCUUAAUUUAGAUGAUCAAGAUUUUUUAAAUGGAAUGAAACAAAUACGUGAAAUGAUUAAUUAUGCUGAUCGUGAUGUUCAUCAUCUUCGUGAACAAACAAUAAUGCUUGAAAAUCAAAAUCGUUUUCUUGAAAGUGAAUUUCAUCGACAAUUAGAUAAGAUUAUUAUGGAAAAAAAUGAACAGAUCAGUCGAUUAAUACAUAUUAUUGAUCAAACAUGUGCCCCACCAGCUGAAUAUACAGAUCAUAUUAGAGAUAUUACACAUGCAACAGGAAAUCAUGAUCUUCUUGCACAAAAAUUUAUGCAAGAAAAUGUUGCAUUGCAACGUGAAUUAGAAACUCUUCGUGCUAGACUUGAAUAUACAUUUACAUUACUAAAUGAAAAAUUAGAUCAAUAUGGUGGAUCGUCUCCAUCAUCGGUUAUUCAAACAGCUAUUGAUCAAAUGCGACAUUCUGAUGCUAAAUUACAAGAACUUCAAUUAAAAUCUUCAUUUCAACAAGAAGAAAAUGAUCUUCUUCGAUAUAUAAUGGAUAGAUCUCAACAUUCAUCAAAUCCUGAUGUAACACAAUUAUUUAGUAUUAUUGAACAACGUUCACUUGAACGUGAAUUACAUCGUGUUCGACAUGAACUUGAAAUAACUGAAAAUAAAAUUGUUGGUCUUGAACAAAAAUUUGAACAUUCCGAUGAAACUGUUAAAUUUAAUAUUGAAAGACUUAAAUUAAAAUGUGAUGUUUUACGUCAACAUAUUUUAACAUGUAAUCGACGAUUGAACGAAGCUAUGAAACAAUUACCGGAUGAAUUUAUGGAUGAUAAUGAAAUAUCAAAACACGAAAAAAAUUUCGAACUUAGAGGAAAUAAUACAAUUCAACUUGAAAAUGAACUUUCAUUACUACGCGAACAGUAUAAUGAAUUACUUCAAUAUUCGAAUACUAUCAAAUUUGAAUUGGAUAAUGCAAGAAAACAAUUACAUGAACAAAAUACACUUGAUUCAAGUACUAUUCCAAAUGAUUCAUCGGAAUUAGAACAUGAACGUCGACGUUCUACUCAACUUGAAAAAGAUUUAAUAUCACUUAAAAUAAAGUAUGAAGAUGUAUGUGAACGUGUUACAGCUGCUACACUUCAACUUGAACGUGUACAAGUUGUACUUGAACAAACUUUACGUCGUUGUGAGCAACUUGAAAAAGAAAAGCUACGCAAGAAACUGACGAACUAUCCACAAGCACAAUCUAGUGCUUUUUAUCACCCAUCACAGCUAGAAAUUAAUGGAAAAUCUGAUCAUCUUUCACAAAAUGUUGCAAGUGUAACAGCGAAAUAUAAAGAUAAAAUGAAUACAAUUAAAUCACGUUUGUAA